Messenger RNA from Trematosphaeria pertusa, 963 nucleotides. RefSeq lists its product as uncharacterized. The record is from RefSeq and is a predicted model, not a curated record. The transcript has 4 exons. The coding region runs from base 1 to 963 and encodes 320 amino acids. NCBI's taxonomy places the organism in Eukaryota, Fungi, Ascomycota, Dothideomycetes, Pleosporales, Trematosphaeriaceae.
AUGCUGCGCGACUUACAGGCGUCGAUCAUCGUCGUUUGCACCCUCUCAAUUGUCAUUGCGACGAAGGCGAUCUUGUGCAGGUAUUGGGGACGUCGUCUGACGCGGAGGCCAUGGCACGCAGACGACUGGCUCAUGGUAGUCGCAUACCUCAUUACUCUACUCUUCCUCAUCUCCGCCAUAUAUGGCGUGUUCCGGCAACAGUACGGCAAGCAUGACUGGAACAUAUCCGCCAACGAACGGAUUGCAUCAGAAAACCAUCCGGGUAACCGCUUCGUGCUGAACGGCUUCGGCAUCCUUUCUAUGGUCUUCUGCAACCUCUCCAUCACGCAGUACUACACGACGCUGUUCCCGCAUUACCGUAUGCGCAUCGCCUGCAGAGUCUUGCAAGCUCUCACCGUCUGCUAUGGAAUCAUAACCCUCGCCUUACACCAAAUUCCCUGCGUGAGACAUCGGUUCGGCAAACCUAAGGCGAUACAUGAGCCUUGCACAAUAAAUUUUGCGUCGUUGGCGGUAUACAGCAGUGUGUCGGGGAUGUGUUUGGAUCUGGCGAACGUCUUGUUGCCGAUGCCGAUAUUCUGGAGACUGCAUGUGGAUUUCUGCAAGAAGGUGCGGCUGACGCUGUUGUUCGGCUUUGGAUUCCUUAUUGUCGGCCUUACCGCGACACGCGUCUAUUUCUUCGCCACCACGGAGAGCAGCGAUAAAACCUACCAAGCGGGUCGUAUCAUCCUGGUCAACGGGCCUGAGCCUGCUCUCGGUAUACUAGCCGGAUGUCUGCCGGUCAUGGCGCCUUGCUUUCGUCUGGCUUCGGAAAAGAUCAGGUGGAGCCUGGAGUCUUCCAAAAACUCAAACGAGGAGGAGAAUAUCGUGGGAGACCCUGCGUCGGUCGUUGGUGCUGCAGAGGGAAACCCAUCUACCCCUGGAAAGAGGUUUGGCCUGGGCAAUGAGAUGAGGUGUACUGUUUGA